This is a messenger RNA of Juglans regia (Persian walnut), 426 nucleotides long. RefSeq names its product N-(5'-phosphoribosyl)anthranilate isomerase 1, chloroplastic-like. Gene Ontology annotation, biological process: L-tryptophan biosynthetic process. Gene Ontology annotation, molecular function: phosphoribosylanthranilate isomerase activity. NCBI's taxonomy places the organism in Eukaryota, Viridiplantae, Streptophyta, Magnoliopsida, Fagales, Juglandaceae. The record is from RefSeq and is a predicted model, not a curated record. The transcript is spliced from 2 exons. Bases 16 to 426 code for a protein of 136 amino acids.
AGGCCUUUGGUUAAAAUGUGCGGGAUUACAUCAGCAAAAGAUGCUGCAAUGGCUGCAGAAGCUGGUGCUGAUUUUAUUGGGAUGAUUAUUUGGCCCAAUUCAAAACUUUCUGUUUCACUUUCGGAAGCGAAGGAAAUUUCAAAAGUUGCAAGGGAAUAUGGGGCAGAGCCUGUUGGAGUAUUUGUGGAUGAUGAUGUAGACACGAUUUUAAGAGCUUCUGAUCAUGCAUCGAACCUUGAACUUGUGCAGCUUCAUGGAAAUGGUUCUCGAGAGGAUUUUCCGGUUAUAUUGCAAGAGAAGCGACUAAUAUAUGUUCUUCAUGCAAAUGAAGAUGGAAACUUUCUAAACCAAAUUUCUGAUGAAGAAUGCUCUCUAAUUGAUUGGAUUCUUGUGGAUAGAGAAAAAGACAAAAUAUUCUCUCUUUAG